Molecule: messenger RNA, 6986 nt
Organism: Cheilinus undulatus (humphead wrasse)
Lineage: Eukaryota; Metazoa; Chordata; Actinopteri; Labriformes; Labridae
Gene: heatr1
Product: HEAT repeat containing 1
Exons: 45
Coding region: 457-6903 (2148 amino acids)
Biological process (GO): positive regulation of transcription by RNA polymerase I; maturation of SSU-rRNA from tricistronic rRNA transcript (SSU-rRNA, 5.8S rRNA, LSU-rRNA)
Cellular component (GO): t-UTP complex; small-subunit processome; 90S preribosome
Molecular function (GO): snoRNA binding
Source: RefSeq, a predicted model, not a curated record
UGGACAUCUUCCUCCCUCCCACCAUGAUGAAGGAUCUUCUGAUUCCUUAAAUUAUCCUCCUCUCUCCUCUUGUCUGUUCCUCUCUGGUUGGAGCUAAGAUGCGAGGAGAAGACGCGAACGGAGGAAGAUGCCAAACAGAGUGUCCGAAACUUCCGGUUUCUCCCUGUCCCCUUGUCCCUGACAGCUGCUUGGAGAGAGCCAGCACCGCCAACCAGAGGGCUGAAUAUCAGCGAUGCUUUCUUUGGAACCGGUCCGGGGAGUUCUGGUUCUGGUUUUCAGGACUUAGAGACAACCGUUUCUCCGUGAAGCCGGGAGGCGAAGACGGAAGAGGGGUUGAGGGAAACAUCUUGCUUUACCCGGAUGUGGAAUCAUCCAGGACGAGGUCAUUUCCGCCAUCAACAGCGUGCGCCCAUGUGUUUUCUUCAGUGCUAGAAUUCAGAUUAACACACAGCCGCCAUGACGUCUUUGGCUCAUCAGCUGAAGAGACUCGCUCUCCCUCAGAGCGACCCCAACCUGUUAACCCGCAAAGAGGUCGCCUCUCUGCUCUUUGACCCCAAAGAUGCUGCGUCCAUGGACCGAAGCACCUUCUACGCCCUCGGCUGCACGGGGCUGGAGGAGCUGCUGGGAAUCGAACCGGCCUUUCUGGAGUUCCAGGACACCCUGUUCAGCCAGGCGUCGCUGACUCUCGAGCGCAGCGUCCAGUCCAAAGAGGUCAACGAGAAGCUGGACACCGGCAUCUCGCUCUUCCUCACCCGCCUGUGCCCGUACUUCCUCCUCAAACCGGCUCACAAGUGCAUCGAGUGGCUGGUUCACCGUUUCCACAUCCAGCUGUAUAACGCCGACAGCCUGCUAGCCUGCGCUCUGCCGUAUCACGACACCAACGUGUUCGUCAGAGUCCUGCAGCUCCUCAAAAUCAAAGACGCCACAAACCGCUGGAACUGGCUGCACUGCCUACAGAAACCCGGAGUGCCGUUGUCCCGGGGAACCCUGAUCACUCACUGCUACUCUGACCUCGGCUUCAUGGACUUCAUCUGCACCAUGGUCACCAAGGCCGUCCAGGCGUACUCGGGCCGCUCCGGCAGCUGCUCCCAGCUCAGAGUGAUCUUCUCCUUCUACGCCUCCACCAUCGUCCCAGCCCUGGACGCGGUGGACAGAGUGUCUGACAGCAUCAUCUCCAAGCUGCUGCCUUACAUCCAGAAGGGUCUGAAGUCGUCUCUGAGCGACUACAAAGCCGCGACCUAUAUGAUCGUGAGCCAGCUGGCAGUGAAGGUGGUGAUGGAGGCGAGUCUGGUGGACACGCUCGCCGUCCAUGUCAGUAAGUCUCUGCUCAGAGAGCCCAUACUCGCUCAGGACGGGCUCGGCUGCCUUGUGGUGCUGCUGCAGAACCAGAAGGAGGGCUCCGCCGGGCCCAGGGCGUUCAGUCGGCUCAGCUCCAUGCCGGCGCUCGUCUCCACGCUGCAGGUCAUGGCGACGACUUACGACGUCACUCCUCUGCUGCGGUAUCUGCUGCCUCACCUGGUCCACGCCGUCUUCACCGGAGGCUCAGGUGAGGCGGAGACUGGCGAGCUCAUCGUGCUGGAGUCGCUCCUUCAGUCUGUUCCCCUGACCAAAGGCUUGGACCAAACCGUGGCUAGGUUACUCCUGGACCAGUAUCUGAGUCUGACUGAGCUCUCGACUGAAAACUUGUCCACUCUGGACCAACGUCUGCUGCCUCUAGUCCGGGUGUUUGAGUCCAGGUACUGUGGCGCUCUGGAUGGCGUCCUUGCUGAUCAUGUGACUGACAGCAGCAGUAGCGAGCAGAAGCGUCUGUUCCAUCACUUCCUGUCUCUGUCCAUGAGCAGCGGGAAACACCAGAUUCUUGGCGACUCGGACACGUCUCUGGUCCUCGGUCUGAAACACCCACAGCCGUCGGUCCGAGUCUCUGCUGUGGAACACCUGAUGAGCAUCAUCUCCUCUGGACAGCAGAGUUUGGACCAGACGUUCCUGAAGGACGCCGUCAUGGACCGUCUGCAGGACGACGUGCCACAGGUCGUCACCGCCGCUCUCAGAGCCCUCGAGAUGUUGUUUGAUGCUGUGGACCCUGAAGGCAUCGUGUCAUGUUUACUGUCACUGCUGCACAGAGUGGACAGGUUGGACGCCGAGCGCUGGCUGCCCGUGCAGACCGAGGCGGUGCGUUUACUGUCCGAUCCUCGGCUGGGAAAGGCGGACUCUGAGCUGGUUCAGAUGGCGGGCUGGAAGCUGCUGCCCUUCCUCGUCAUCACCUCCACCAAGCUCCACCUGUCCACCUGCGUCGCCCGAUCCUCCAUCGUCAGCCAGCAUCCGCUCACACAAAACUGGGCCAAAGAGCUGGAUGGAGUGAUGAAGAGGAGCUCUGAUCCAGAUUUCAUAAGUUUAGCCAACGAGCGUCUCAUCUCCAUGAUGACCACGAAUCUGUCCACCAUGGAGAACUUUAGCAAACGGGACGCUCUGGAGAGGUUAGCUCUGUCAGUGGAGCAGCAGAGGGGCCCCGGGCUCAGAGCGAGGGCCUCCUUCCUGGUCCUGACCCAGACUCUGCUGCUCGGCCUGGAGGAGCUGAACGGGACGCAGCACCUGCUCACGGCUCAGAGGGUCUUCUCGCUGCUGGAGCCGCCCCUGCUGGACGCCAUCAGAGACGCAGCCGCUCAGGAAGUUGAUCGUCCCGUCAGCCCGCCCUCGUCCUUCUCUGCAGCUCUGGCGCUCUACCUGAGCCGGUGUGAGCAGCAGUCAUGUGACCAGCCGACCAAGUUCACCUUCGUCCUCAUGUCUCUGCUGGGGUCAUUCAUCUCCUCACUCCGGUGUCACGACGCCUCCUUCAAAGACGAGGCAUGGUGGAACCCGGAGAAGAUGGACACGAACAGCUGCUGUUACCUGGGUCUGAUGUGUCGCCUCUACAGCACCAUCGUCAGCGGAGCAGGGGAGGGGCGGACCGCCGGGAGCUUCAGAGACAUGAUGAGGCUGUUCAUACAGGUUCACCUGCAGGAGCCCAUGAUGCUCUUCAGGUUUCUGUGCGUGCUGUGGGGAUACAGCGGUAACCAUGGAGACCAGCUGGAUGUGAAGGUGGGCGCCGUGCUGCAGACUCAGGCUUUGUACAUGGGCGGAGCUCUGCUGGGUGUCCAGCCGGCCGCCACGCUGGAUGAGCUGACCGCAGCCAACUCGCCAGUCGUCCCCUCUCUCCUCGUCUGUCUCUCCUCUCCGGUUCGGGAGGUUCGGAGGGCCGCCCUCGGCGCUCUGCAGAGCCUAUCAGCAGCCAGCUCCUCUCCCUUCCAGCCAAUCAUAGAGAAGCUCCUGAAGACAUCAGAGGAGAUCAUCGCUGACCCUUCAUACCUGAGCCAGGCUCUGGGCACGCUCCAUGAUGACUGUCAGUCUGCUAAAGCGAGCUCAGAGCAAAAGAAGCUUCAGGCAUCUCUCCAGCUGCUCCUUCAGAGCGCUCAGUCUCUGAGCUGCCCGUCCUACAGCGCCGUCGCCCUGCUGCGAGCACUCGGCCUCGUUAACGGGCCGUCCGUCCUCUCCGCCCUCCUCCCCGUCCUUGAUCGUGUCCUGGAGCAGCAGGGUCUGGACGCCCCCUCCCUCCUGCGGUCUGAAGCCCAGCUGAUGCAGCUCGUUCUGGGGAAGUUUAACGAGGCGUCGGCCCCUCUGCUGGUUCAAGACCAGAACUGUCUGGAUCUGUUCAUCCGAGCUCUGAGGACGUCGGCGCAGCAGCACAAAGACGUCCAGAGCUGCCAGAUCAUCGCUCUGGAACAGAUCACAAAGCCGUUCUUCACGGCGCUGGCAGACGAGGCGGUGCAGCAGAAGAUCCUGUCGGUGAUGUUCGACCUCCUGGUGGAGAGCAGGCGCCCCCUGGUGGCUAACACAGUCAGCAGCGUCUUUAAAGGGCUAACGGUGGACGCUCAGCUGGUGGCCAAUGAGCUCGCUCCUCCAGAGAAACCCAAAGUGAGCGUGACGGUGCAGCAGACUCGCCGGAGCAGGAUGGCCCUGAGGAAACCAGAGGCGGGCGACGCUGCCGGCCCAGAGGGGGGCGCUGUGUCGUGGCCGAGGGUGACUUUGAUCCUGGAGCUGCUGCAGCACAAGAAGAAGCUGAAGAGCCCUCAGACGCUGGUGCCCGUCCUCUUCUCGCUGCUCGCCAGGAGUCUGGAUCCAUCUGAUCACGCUAACAUGGAGUACACCAAACAGCUGCUGCUCAGCUGUCUGCUCAACGUCUGCAACAAGCUGUGUCCAGCAGGGGGCGCUGUGGGGACAGACGUCCUGGAUGAGGAGAAGUUCAGCGUGGAGCUCGUGGUUCAGUGCAUUAGAGCAUCAGAUGUGCCUCAAACGCAUCACCACGCCCUGCUGCUGCUGGGUGCCGCCGCCGCCAUCUUCCCCGAGAAAGUCCUCCACAACAUCAUGCCGAUCUUCACCUUCAUGGGCGCCAACAUCCUCCGUCUGGACGACUCGUACAGCUUCAGGGUCAUCGAUAGGACGGUGCAGAUGGUCAUCCCGGCGCUGAUUCAGGCCCACCGGCUCUCUGACGGCAGCUCCUCCUCUCACAUGGUCGCGGUGGUGACGAAGAUCAUGCAUGUCUUUGCCGACGCUCUCCCUCACGUGCCGGAUCACCGUCGGGUCCCGAUCCUCAGUCAGCUGGUCACCACGCUCGGCCCCGCUCACUUCCUGUGGAUCUUGAUGCUGCUGCUCUUCAAGCUGCACGCCACGCAGACGACCGGCGGCACCAGUGAGAAGGAUGCAGCUCUGGAGAGAGACAUGGAUUUCUGGAUCUCUCUGUGUUGUCAGUUCGAGGUGUCGGAUCAGCUCACCUCUAUCAUCAGCAUCCUCAACUUCCUCCUGCAGCUUCCUGACGACAAAGAUGAGGCUCCAGUGAAACGCCCCGCCGGCCGCCGAGGACCAAAGAAGAAGGAGGAGGAGGAGGAGGAGGAGAAGCUGGAGGAGCUGAUCUUCAGCGUGGAGACUCACAGCGGCAAAGAGCUGCGACACUUCAAGUUCCUCUGCGUCUCCUUCAUGGCUCAGCUUCUCGGGUCCAACAGCUUCAUCGGGAAGGUUGCAGAUGGAGGUGAUGGCGUGGACGAGUCUCUUCAGCAGCUGCAGCAGAGGCUGUUGGAGGAAAUCCUUCGGUACAUCCACAGCGUCGCUCGCUGUGUGGAGGAAAACGCCGACAAACCCACUGCCAAGUUCUGGAGAGUUCUGCUGAAUAAAACCUACGACGUUCUAGAUAAGGUUAACUCCUUGUUGCCCACGGACACAUUCAUCACGGUGAUGAGGGGGCUGAUGGGUAAUCAGCUGGCGUCUGUCAGGAGGAAGGCCAUGGAGCUUCUGAACAACAAACUGCAGCACAGACACACCUGGGAGGAACAGCAGGUCACUGCUCUGUUACAGCUGAUGGGCGACCUGCUGAGCAUUGUGGGUAAAAGUCAGCCGGUUAAGGAGGAGGAGGCGGAGCAGGCCAUCAACCGGCAGACGGCGCUCUACAGCCUGAAGCUGCUCUGUCGCUGUUUCGGCUCCGACCACCAGGAGGCGUUCGUCCCCGUGCUGCUGAAGGCGGUGGAGGUCGUGACGGUGCCCAGUGAGGAGAAGAACGUGACGGGCAGCGCUCUGCUCUGCAUCGCUGAGACUGUGAGCGCGCUCAGAGCGCUUGCCAUCCCGCAGCUCCCGAGGUUGAUGCCAGCGGUGCUGCAGACGCUUACAGACAGAAGGGAGCUGCUGACCAAUGAGAUCUACCUGCUGAGCGCCGUCACCGCCCUGCAGCGCAUCUCAGAGACGCUGCCUCACUUCAUCAGCCCGUACCUGCAGGACACCACGCUGCAGGUAUGUCGUCUGACUCGCCUCGUAGAGUCGUCUCCCUCCUCCUCCACCUCCACCCAGCUCUCCACACGUCUCGCCUCCCUCAGGACCACCCUCGCCACCAAGCUGCCCUCCAGGGUGCUUCUGCCCACGCUCAACAAGUGCUACAGCAGCAUGGUGGUGGACAAAAAGGCCCAGCUGGGGGUGCUGAUGAGCAUCCUGAAGGAACACAUCGGCCACAUGGAGAAAGAUCAGCUCAACGCCCACCAAUCAGAGCUCACCGCCUUCUUCCUUACCGCGUUGGACUACAGAGCUCAGCACUGUCAGGGCGAUCUGGAGAAGACGGCGGAGGUGGAGGGUGGCGUGAUCGACUGUCUAGUCUCCAUGGUGUUAAAGCUGUCUGAGGUGACGUUCAGGCCGCUCUUCUUCAAGCUCUUCGAUUGGAGUAAAUCAGACAGUAAGGAUCGUCUGCUGUCGUUUUACCGUCUGUCCGACUGCAUCGCCGAGCGACUCAAAGGACUCUUCGUCCUCUUCGCUGGAAACUUAGUGAAACCGUUUGCCGACCUGCUGAGGCUCACCAACACCUCAAAGACGAGCGACACAGACGAGUCGUUGUUUUCAUCGAGCCGAGCUGAAGAGAAGACGAGUCUUCUGCUGCAGCUCGUCCUCGACUGUCUGCACAAAAUCUUCCUGUACGACUCGCACCAAUUCCUGAGCAAAGAGCGAGCCGAUGCCCUGCUGGGGCCGCUCGUCGACCAGCUGGAGAACAAAGUGGGGGGGGUCCAGGUGUACCAGCAGAGGGUGAGUCAGCACCUGGUCCCGUGUGUGGGCCAGUUCGCCGUGGCUCUGAGUGACGACGCUCUGUGGAAAAUGCUCAACUACCAGAUCCUGCUGAAGACGAGACACAGCGAUGCCGAGGUGCGUUUCUCGUCGCUGUUGGUGCUGAUGGAGGUGGCGUCCAAGCUGAAGGAGAACUACAUGGUGCUGCUGCCUGAGACCAUCCCGUUCCUGGCUGAGCUGAUGGAGGACGAGUGUGAGGAGGUGGAGCAGCAGGUGCAGAAGGUGGUUCAGGAGAUGGAGAACAUCCUGGGAGAGCCUCUACAGAGCUACUUCUAACGCUGAAGAUCUCAGGGAUCUCUAAUGGAAAUGUUGGACUUCUGUUUUCAUACCUGCAGAAAGAAUAAAGGUGUUUUUCUUAA